This is a messenger RNA of Rhagoletis zephyria (snowberry fruit fly), 2010 nucleotides long. Its product is annotated as ring canal kelch protein-like. Lineage: Eukaryota; Metazoa; Arthropoda; Insecta; Diptera; Tephritidae. Gene Ontology annotation, molecular function: protein binding. The record is from RefSeq and is a predicted model, not a curated record.
AAAUCCGCUUUUGCGGCCCACUAGCAAGUGGAAUUAAGUGCAAGUGUCUAGUGCAUGAUAUCGUUGAGUGCACUGCUGACCAAAUACACGCUGGGCAUCAUGAGCAACUUGGGACACAAUCAGCCAACGGGUGGAGCAGGUUCAGGUGCUAGUGCUGGUGGGCACGGAGUGGGCGGCGGUGUUGGCAGCAACAAUGGCAAUGGUAUACAAAAUCCCGCAGCCGAAGGUAGCAUGGAGCGCGGCAGCUGCCUGCUACGCUAUGCAAGUCAAAAUUCUUUGGAUGAGAGCUCCCAGAAGCAUAUUCAGCGCCCAAAUGGCAAAGAUCGCACCGUUGGCCAGUAUCAUAAUGAACAACAUACCACACGCUCAUUCGAGGCCAUGAACGAAAUGCGCAAGCAAAACUUACUCUGCGAUGUAACUUUGGUGGCCGAUGAUAUUGAAAUUCCUGCACACAAAAUGGUACUUGCCUCCUGUAGUCCCUACUUUUAUGCCAUGUUCACUGGCUUUGAGGAGUCACGGCAGGGCCGCAUAACACUACAAGGCGUUGAUCAUCGUGCUCUUGCAUUGCUCAUUGAAUACGUUUAUACAUCUACAGUGGAAGUUAAUGAGGAUAAUGUGCAGGUGUUAUUACCCGCUGCAAAUUUGCUGCAGCUAACCGAUGUACGUGAAGCAUGUUGCGAUUAUUUACAAACACAAUUGGAUGCCAGCAAUUGUUUGGGUAUACGGGAAUUCGCAGAUAUUCACGGCUGUGUCGACUUACUGAACUAUGCAGACACUUAUAUAGAACAACACUUCAAUGAAGUAAUUCAAUUCGAUGAAUUUCUCAAUUUGAAUCACGAACAAGUGACUAGUUUAAUAUGCAACGAUCGCAUUUGUGUUCCAAGUGAAGAAAAAGUAUACGAAUGUGUCAUAUCAUGGAUACGUUAUGAUCCGACUAUGCGAGAGCAAUAUACCGCAAUUUUAAUGGAACAUGUACGGUUGCCAUUUCUCUCCAAAGAAUACAUAACUCAACGCGUGGAUAAGGAGCCAUUGUUAGAUGGGAAUAUCGUAUGCAAAAAUUUGAUAAUUGAAGCUUUGACUUAUCAUCUACUACCGAAUGACACCAAAUCUGCACGUACCAUUCCACGAAAGCCAGUUGGUUUGCCGAAAAUACUCUUAGUAAUAGGUGGACAAGCACCCAAAGCAAUACGUUCGGUAGAAUGUUACGAUUUACGCGAAGAGAAGUGGUAUCAGGCAGCCGAAAUGCCGAAUAGGCGCUGUCGUGCCGGUUUAGCUGUACUAGGCGAUAAAGUUUACGCUGUUGGCGGCUUUAAUGGUUCAUUGCGUGUGCGCACAGUCGAUGUUUAUGAUCCCGCUACCGAUCAAUGGGUCACUUGCAACAGCAUGGAGGCACGACGCUCAACACUUGGUGUCGCCGUGUUGCACGGUUGUAUUUAUGCUGUCGGUGGUUUUGAUGGCACCACAGGUCUCAGCAGUGCGGAAGUAUUUGAUCCCAAGGCUGAACUCUGGCGUCUUAUCGCAUCUAUGUCUACUCGACGUAGCUCUGUAGGUGUUGGUGUUGUCAAUGGCUUACUUUACGCCGUUGGCGGCUAUGACGGUUUUUCACGCCAAUGCUUAUCAUCCGUGGAACGUUAUAAUCCUGACACAGAUAUUUGGUGCCCAGUAGCCGAUAUGUCUGCACGUCGUUCUGGCGCUGGUGUUGGUGUGCUUAAUAAUAUACUAUAUGCUGUGGGCGGUCAUGAUGGGCCCAUGGUGCGCAAAUCGGUAGAAGCUUAUGAUCCUGAGACAAAUCAAUGGCAUGCUGUGGCUGAUAUGGCAUUCUGCCGUCGCAAUGCUGGCGUUGUGGCACAUGAUGGUGUAUUGUUUGUGGUUGGCGGUGAUGAUGGCACUUCCAAUUUAGGUUCUGUCGAGGUAUACUGCCCCGAGACUGACACCUGGCGCAUAUUGCCUGCUUCGAUGACUAUCGGUCGCAGCUACGCGGGUGUAUGUAUGAUAGAUAAGCCCAUGUGA